Molecule: messenger RNA, 2169 nt
Organism: Brugia malayi
Lineage: Eukaryota; Metazoa; Nematoda; Chromadorea; Rhabditida; Onchocercidae
Product: EXS family protein
Exons: 1
Coding region: 1-2169 (722 amino acids)
Biological process (GO): phosphate ion transport; cellular response to phosphate starvation
Cellular component (GO): cytoplasm; plasma membrane; Golgi apparatus
Molecular function (GO): inositol hexakisphosphate binding
Source: RefSeq, a predicted model, not a curated record
AUGAAAUUUGGCGAACAGUUGUCCAGUCAUUUAACUCCGGAAUGGCGAAAGCAAUAUAUUCGUUAUGAGGCGCUGAAAUCAAUGUUAUAUGAAAUGAUCACAGCAUUGCCGACGGAAACGGAAGAUCGCGAACAAUAUAUCUCUCAAAUGGAUGAGAAGUUUUUUGCGGAAUGUGAACGAGAACUGACUAAAAUUAACCUAUUCUACAGUCAGAAAAUAGCUGAAGCUCAAGGAAAAUUCCAUGAAUUAAAUGCCGAAUUACUAGCUUUCAAGGAGGCUUUGGAAAAUCGAGAAACACAAUCCGUCACAGAUUCUACUACUUUACGACAACGGUUCAAGCGGCAUAGCGUUUCUGCACGAAAUAUCACCAGAGAGCAUGCAAAAACAGCACAACAAUUGAAACUUGCUUUCUCCGAAUUUUAUCUGGCAUUAGUUCUGUUACAAAAUUAUCAGCAACUGAAUGCAACAGGAUUUCGGAAGAUUUUGAAGAAGCAUGACAAAUUGAUUGGAAAUGAACGAGGUUUAGAUUGGCGCAUUAGUCGAGUGGAGAAGUCAUCUUUUUUUCUGAACCGUGAAGUGGAGACGCUAAUCAGUAAUGUGGAACGAGAUGUAAUUAAUGAUUUAGAGGGUGGCAAUCGACAAGCUGGAAUGAAACGACUUAAAGUACCACCAUUAAGUGAGAAGCAACAUGCUACUACUACAUUUACCUUAGGCCUCUUUCUUGGAGCAUUUGUUGUACUUGGAAUAGCAAUAAUUAUUUCCUGGUUUGCAUCUGAAUCACGACCUGCUGAACCAAAAUGGGUUGCUGUUAGACUUUUUCGUGGUCCAUUAUUGCUUUUUGUUGCAAUUUGGCUUUGUGGUUUAAAUAUGUGGGGAUGGGCAGAAGCUGGUGUCAAUCAUGUACUUAUCUUUGAAGUAGAUCCACGAAAUCAUUUAACUUAUCAAUCGGUAAUGCAAAUUGCCUCAUUUAUGUGUAUGCUAUGGUCUCUUGGUGUAUUGGGAUAUCUGUACUGCCAUCUCAUUCAUUUACCACCUUUUCUUUUUCCUUUACUCUUAAUGAUUAUUUGUGUCAUCUAUAUAUUUAAUCCAUUGAAGAAACCGAAUAGCAUUUUUCAAAGAAAUAGUCGUUUUUGGAUUCUAAAACAUUGCUUCAAUUGUUUCACCGCUCCGUUACAUUUUGUUACAUUCAUCGAUUUCUGGCUUGGUGAUCAAAUGAAUUCGCUAGUAACAAGCUUUCUUGAUUUUCAAUAUUUUAUAUGUUUUUACACCACAGAAGUUGACUACAGUGACUGGUCAUUUUCGGCUCGAACGGUGAAUGUGACGACUAGUGAAUCAAUUCCUUGGGGUUAUGUUGAUAUCAGUACGGGUCGUGAUAUGUGUACUAGUUCAUCCGGAAUCCGCGUUUUAGUGUCUAUUUUUCCGGCUACGGUUCGAUUUAUGCAAUGCUUACGACGUUUCCGCGAUACGGGCCAUGCCCAUCCUCAUCUUAUCAAUGCUGGUAAAUAUUCCACCACCUACCUCGUCGUUUUUUUCAAAUCUCUCAAUCAUUGGGUUGAAAAAACUGAUCCAACUGCGACAAGUAUAUUCUUUUAUUUAUGGAUUGCAUCAUACAUUUUUAGCUUUGCUUAUACAUUUCUCUGGGAUGUUUUUAUGGAUUGGGGUCUUAUUGAUCCAUUAGCACCGAAGGAUUCACCAUUCCUUCGUGAAGAAAUGAUUUACGGUAGCAAAUGGUAUUAUUAUGGUGCAAUUGUGGAAGAUUUCAUAUUACGUUUGUCCUGGGUGCUCAAUAUUUCACUUGGUGAGGCUUGGACAAUGGAAUCUGAUUUAUUGACCUGUAUAACAGCUCCAUUAGAGGUGUUUCGACGUUUUGUGUGGAAUUAUUUUCGGUUAGAAAAUGAACACAUUAACAACUGUGGUCAAUUUCGAGCUGUUCGUGACAUUUCAGUAAAACCAAUUAAAAAAGGUGACUUGGAAUCGUUGCUGUUAAAAAUGGACGAGGAAAAUGGUGUUAGUCAUCGUGGUCAUGAUCUUAGGAUACGUGUCAAGAAACAAAAGAAAUCAUUGAAAAGUCGAAGGCAAAUCUUACGGCGUGCACGAUUCGCUCGUAUUGCCAUCGGUUUUCAUCCUAAUAGCUCAUCAUCACCUAUUCUAGCUGAGACAAGACAUUGA